Molecule: messenger RNA, 1005 nt
Organism: Aureobasidium namibiae CBS 147.97
Lineage: Eukaryota; Fungi; Ascomycota; Dothideomycetes; Dothideales; Saccotheciaceae
Product: 26S proteasome regulatory subunit
Exons: 3
Coding region: 1-1005 (334 amino acids)
Biological process (GO): protein deubiquitination; proteasome-mediated ubiquitin-dependent protein catabolic process
Cellular component (GO): proteasome regulatory particle, lid subcomplex
Molecular function (GO): metallopeptidase activity; proteasome binding; protein binding
Source: RefSeq, a predicted model, not a curated record
AUGGACCGACUCUCGCGAAUGCUGGCCGCCGCCCAAGGCAUGGGAGGCGGUGCUGGUAUGCAGCAAGACGGCAACGUCGUCGACAACUCUGAAACCGUCUACAUCUCAUCUCUCGCCCUCCUCAAGAUGUUGCGUCACGGAAGAGCUGGUGUGCCUAUGGAAGUCAUGGGUCUGAUGUUGGGUGAAUUCGUCGAUGACUACACCGUCCGCGUCGUUGAUGUCUUUGCCAUGCCUCAAAGCGGUACUGGUGUCUCGGUCGAAGCUGUCGACCCUGUCUUUCAAACAAAGAUGAUGGAUAUGCUGCGUCAGACUGGUCGUCCCGAAACUGUCGUCGGCUGGUACCACUCACAUCCUGGUUUCGGCUGUUGGUUGUCUAGCGUCGAUAUCAACACUCAACAAUCCUUCGAACAACUCACUCCCCGCGCCGUCGCCGUUGUCAUCGAUCCCAUCCAAUCCGUCAAGGGCAAGGUCGUCAUCGAUGCCUUCCGCCUGAUCAACCCUCAAACGCUUAUGCUAGGUCAAGAGCCUCGCCAAACCACUUCGAACGUUGGUCACCUCAACAAGCCUUCCAUCCAAGCCUUGAUUCACGGCCUCAAUCGCCACUACUACAGUAUUGCUGUCGGUUACCUCAAGGUCGGUGGAGAAGAAGCUAUGCUAAUGAACCUACACAAGAGCGUCUGGACAGAAGCCCUGACCAUGCCUGACUUCAAGGCCGAGGGAGACCGCACAUUGGAGAAGCUCAACAAACUCGUCAGCUUGGCAGAGGGUUACGAGAAGCGUGUCAAGGAAGAGACGGAGCUGACUAAGGAUCAACUACGCACAAGAUACGUCGGCAAGGUUGACCCCAAGAAGCACAUUGAAACUCUCGGCCAAGAUCUCCUCGAAGACAACAUCGUCUCAGUGUCGCGUCAAAUGAUUGACAAGGAGGCCUCGGUACCAUCAGCCUGCCGCAUAGAGGCUGUUGAUGAUGACGUCGAUGGUAUGGCUGUCGAUCAAACCGCAUAG